AUGAAGAGCCAGCCCGUUUCCAUCACCACCUCGGAAAAGGGAAAAGGGCCAAUACUUCUGCCUCGCGUCAGCCCUGCAAAGAUCAUCAAUAUCUUCUACAAAGACCAAGUUCUUACCCACAAAUCCUCCCAACCAGUUGAGCUAGCACAUACGAAGAUUUCAACUGUGUCUAAAGACGAUUUGGUCCAUAACUGUGAAGAUCAAACUGUGAUGAACCAGGGAGCCACAACAUUCAUGAAUGAGCUUCGCCAGAUAAAAGGCGAGAUGAAUGAGUUUCGCCAGAUGAAAGCCGAGAUGAAUGAGUUUCGCCAGAUAAAGGCCGAGAUGAAUGCCAAGAUCUCCAUCCUGGAACACAUCGCACACCCAGGUUGA
This is a messenger RNA of Penicillium taxi, 372 nucleotides long. RefSeq lists its product as uncharacterized. The coding region runs from base 1 to 372 and encodes 123 amino acids. The record is from RefSeq and is a predicted model, not a curated record. Lineage: Eukaryota; Fungi; Ascomycota; Eurotiomycetes; Eurotiales; Aspergillaceae. The transcript is spliced from 2 exons.